AUGGCCGUCAGCAUGCCAAUCUCGGACGUGGAAGCGAUAGAAGUGAUUAGUGUGGAGAGUGGUAGAGAUCCAAAUCAAGUCAUUGAUGCCACGGCCAUAGAUGAGAGCAAGCGCUACAUGGAACUGGUUCCGGCGCGCUCCGCCUACGACAAUCACAUGCUGUCUUUCAUUAGGACGGACAAGGUCCGCUCCAAGUGGAGGCCGUGGUGGAUGUUGAUUGCCAACUUCAUCACGCAGUAUGUGGUGGUAUAUCUCCUUUGGCAAAAGUUGAAGGCCGCUAGAAGCGAAACGGAUGCCGAGCUAUUCGGACAUUCUGGCAUAUUGAAAGCUGCAUCUCAAGGUCUGUGCUUUAAGCGAGGAGAGUCCAUGAAAUGGUCCGGACAGGGGAGCCUCAGUUGUGCACAAGAUGAAGUGUUCCUUUUUCAGGACUUCCACUUUCUGGACCUUAACGGUGAUGGGGUUUGGACUUUCCCAGAGGCAAAGGAACUUGAUGCACAGUACAUUGCGGACACUGGCCGGCAUGUGAACAUGGCAGAUGUGUACCAGAACGUGUUAACACAGAUCAGGAGUCAUGCUUACCGAAGUGUCAUGCCCUGUGGCCUCAAUGACACAGUAGAGGCCUUCAUGGACAAUUGGGGCAUAUGGACUGAGGUUCAGAUUUAUGCCAUCAGCAGUAGCGACCAGGUCAGUGUAAUCGCCACACCCAACAGUGGAUGGGCUGGUGCCAAUUGGUCACAUCCCAGAGGCUCCCUGCGAAGAGUUGUGGAAGGUCAGCCUUUUGACUGCAGUGUACCUAAGUGCACGAACACAGACGCUGGUGCCACCAGCCAAAAAUACCUCGGUUGCGAUGACUUCGCAACCUAUCGCCUGGCGUGCACAGAAGCAGAUGUGGACAUAAUCGAUGAUGAGGAUUUCUCUGUCCGCACAAUGUGCUGCGUUUGUGGAGGCGGAUCAACAAGUGUUUCCCUGGCUGGAAUCUCGCACUUGCCGGUGAAUUUGUCCAUGCAGUCGGUAAGUCACCUUGAGCAGUACACAACCUGUUUGCAGAAGUUCUCUCACACCAACAGUCAGGAGGUGUGCAUUCAGAACUUCACCUUCCUGCCGGAGUGGGUUUUUCAAAGAGAGUUGGCGGCAUUUGCCAACCUCUGCAUGUUGCCAGACCAUGGUCUCUGUGCCAACCUGGCAUCGAAAGACAUGCUGCCGCCCCUGGACUUCGCCGUCGAACAUGCGCUGCCCAUGUUUCUGAAAACGACCGGAUUUAAAACACUGGCGGAGUUGCGUCCACAGGAGAUCUGCAAGAGGACUGUGGAGACAGUAUGCCCGGCCAUUUUUGCAGUUGAGUCGAGCUUGUUUCAGGAGCGGAGGAACGACAUCUGCGGGGUCCCAACGGGUCAGGUUGAAGAUGAGAAAAGGACCUUAGCCUAUGAGAGUAGCACGCAGUACAACGGCUCUGCCUUCGGGCUGACGUCAUGGGGUUUCGAAUUGUUCUUGCUGCUCAUCACACUCCUCUGGGGCCUGGCGGCCGUGGAGGAGUUCCGCAUCAUCCUCGUUUGGUGGAAUGUUCUCCUUUCGUUGCGAACCCUGACGGAUAAGGAGCAUUGCGUUGCAGCAAAAGCAAACGCACCAAAUAAUGAGGGUGGUCUUGAAGUACGGGGACUUCAUCGGAUGAUCCGCUGCCUCACCAUACUCACGAACCUCCUCCCCCGGACGCUGCUCCAGAGCUUGAUCUUCGUGGUGGGAAUCCGGUACCUUCUGUCAGUCAGCAACGUGUCCGACCUGAUCCUGAACAGCCUGGCACUCACCUUUCUGGUCACUGUGGAUGAAAUGAUCUUCGAGGCCUUUGCUACGGAACAGGACGUCGCCGUCAUCCGGCAGUGUCAUCCCAUACUGGGCCAGUCGAUCCGCUGCGUCGAUAAGGUUCUCCGGUGCACGCGUCUGCCAGUGGGCGUUUGGAUCUUUCUGCCAAUCCUUGCCGUGGUGAGCUGUUCGGUGCUGGUCUACUCCUUCCAUACACAGAUGCGGGCAAACUUAACCUAUUGCCUCUGUGACGUCGAGGGUGCGGACUGUGCAGGUGCAAGAUUCUUCUCUGCGUUGGCGAACGGCUCAUCUUAG
Messenger RNA from Symbiodinium pilosum, 2112 nucleotides. Lineage: Eukaryota; Dinophyceae; Suessiales; Symbiodiniaceae. The record is from the annotation of a GenBank genome assembly.